UCUGAAGUUAUUGAGCCGGUGGUGAAAGUGUUUUCAUUACCAGAAACUUGCUUGCGUUCAAUACAAGUCCUUUAUUCGACGUUUUACCAGGCGGAGCGUGAAUGAAAAGAACAGUCGGGUUCCGUGAUGAGACGUUAUCGAUGUUUACAGUUUGAAUGCCGGCGUUUCCUCACCAGUCAAUGAUAUUGGCAAUAUUGUAGAAGCAUAUUGAAUCAUAUUGGACUACUCGUCUACUCUUCGUUAGUGUAACACUGGCAUCUAGCAUCGGGAAGAUAGCAUGUGGUUUUAACAAAUAUAUCGGAGUAGCUUUCAAGUAGGAUUAAAAUUGAAACAUAGUGGGAACAUUUUAUGCGUGUUUUAAUGGAAACACUUGCGAUAAAGUGAAGUAAAGUAUUUUAGUGCGUGCAUGCUAUAAUAUGAAUUUCGCAAGUUUAAUACAGAAGCAUCUUGUGUCGGAAUAAUCAAACCACUAUAUAAAAGAUUAUUUAAGUGAAUUUGUGCUGAAUUAUUUUGAGUGCUUGAGAAAAAUUAAACGAUUUUAUAAAAAAAAUUUAUGGAUUUAAUGUUGUAAUUUUCAUCGAGUCCUAGAACUUUGUUGGGAUAAACGAAAACUUAUUUGGGAUUUAAAUUAUAAAAGCAGAACCCCUCUGAACAUAACAAGUUUCUUAAAACAUCUCAUAUGUGCAACAAGUUUCUAAGGCGAGCGUGCAUUAAUGCUUGAAUUGUAAUUGAAAACCUCCGCUGAAAUCAAAGGAAUCUAUUGAAAUUCAUUGAUUUGAAAAGAAGCAAUCGUCUGUGUAGAGUGAUUUGUAGAUUUCUGAUUCUGAAUUUUCAUUCAGCGGCGCUGUUUCUUCUCAGUACGCUGACCAUAUUCGUGUUGAAUAGCACAAUAAUGACGGAAUUGGUCUGGAGUGUGCCGAAUUCGUGAAAAUAUUCGUCCUAUGAUUGCAAAUUGGAUGUUAUUCCUGGGAAGCUUGAUUUGGAGUUUUAGAGAAUCUUUGCAGCCAUAAUGGAGGCUCUAAUUGCCUUUUCUCUACAUUUCUAUACUUAUGGAUAAACAGAAGUGUAAGUUUUGCAUAUAGAUGGAUUUAUUGAAACAUAAUCUAAAGACUAAUUAGAAAUUAUGUGAGCAAAAUGACAAUAGGAUGGUGCAAGGAAGUACGGAGGGCUACUUUCGCUACUACUAUAGUUAGCGUCUGGAUUGUAACAUUAAUCGCAGUUUGUGCAGAAAACGUAACUUCUGCUCUAACAACACGUCAAACCAUUCCAAAAUUCCUACAAACACCUAAUAACGUAACAGUGCACCGGGGAGAACUCGCAGAACUUAUGUGUCACAUACAAAACCUGGGACCGAAAACGGUUGUAUGGAGGAAGGCAUCCGAGGAGAAUCCAUUGACACUGGGAACGACAAUAUUUCCACAGGCAAUGGAAAUCAGUAUCAAUCAUGCAGACAUUUCACCCAUAGAAAGUAAAUGGAAUUUACUUAUAAAAAACGUGCAACCAAAGCACGCUGGUGUUUACGAGUGUCAGAUAAGCUCAACGGGCAUAUACACACGUUAUGUUGCGCUUAAUGUUUUAAAAAGUCCAGUUGUCAGGAAACCAAAACUAACAAUUACGGGUACGCAGUAUGUAAACCGAUAUAAUGAUAUACAUUUAGUGUGUAACGCAACUGGUGUUAACAGAGCACCAGAAGAUGUUGACUGGUUUUUUAAUGGGAAUAAAAUUCAUACUACACAUCCACAUUGGUAUGGACGAAUAGAAAUAGUGAAACAUCGGCCUCUCCCAGGACGAUCUUAUAUCAGUGAAUUAAUUAUACAUCUCAGUACCAUGGAAGAUCAGGGAAAUUAUGUGUGUCGCAGUUCUGACUUAAACGUUAAUAGUAUGAAUGUUCAUAUAUUAAAUGAUAAAGAUACAGGCAUAAAAAUACGUGCACCAGGUGAGGAAAGUGAAAAGAUGAAAACGGCUGAAACGGGUACCCGCAACAAGACGUCAAGGGCAGUUAUAUCAUUAACAUUAUUUAUCACACAUUUGCUAUUAUUGUUUACUGCAUUGACUUGAAAGACGUGUUUGACAAGCCAGCAUAAACGGUGUAACGUUCUUAAAGCAAAAACAAUUGCUAAUUAAAAUAUUCCUUGCAAAGAAAUAACUGCGGUUUGCAGUGGCACUUUAUUCUUCAUGAGUGUUUGAAUACAAAGGAGGCGAUAAUGUUUAUUGUUCUUAAGUGCGCGACGUUUACUUCUAUGAGAGUAUAUGGCGUCCCUGUCUGGAAAUGCGUUCCAAACCUGCUCUGAAAUGAAGAUCCGUGCCGACUGCAUAUGAAAAUAUUUAACAUCAAUUGUGUUUUAUGACCGUCUACUUACAAACAGUUUUGAAGAUGUGUAUUUUAUAUUUUUGACAGUACUUAUUAUCUUCUGUGAAUGGCUCGUAAACAUAUUGUUACUAAAGUAGAAAAUAAUAACGAUCUAAUAAAAUAGUUAUGUGCAUAAACGUAUAAGCGUAUGGUUUGUUUACUAAGGAAAUUUUAGUUAAUAUUCUGCACAUUCAAUAAAAUGAAUGAUACACGAAUCGAGGAACACGUUUUCAGCUUAUGUUGUGUUAUCAAAUUGUUUUAUAUUCUUCAUUCUGUGUCGAUUUUUUUUAAACAUUUAAUCAUUGCUUCAAACAAUUUUUGUACAUAGAGUAUACAGUUAUCACACAACUAUAGAUCAAAUUGCAGAAACGUUGCACAACACCUUAUCAAACAUUAUAUUAAAUAUAAUAGAUAAGUUUUUCCAUGAGUUUGAAAUCAAGGUCCCUGUCAUCAAGAUUAUCAACUGAAAAUUUACUUUAUAUUGAUUAAUGGUACGUGUAAAUAUUUAAUGGUCAUGACAUGUGUAGAUUUAAAAUAUUUAAAUAAGCUUACUGUCAAAUAUGCGUUCAGCUACAUGGUCACGGGAACUCUAUUAUAGCUGUUAUUUAAACAACAACAACAACAACAAUUAAACCAAAGGAGGUUAUAAAAUUGACGUUAUGCAGAAAUACAGCAAAAUUGUUUAUCCGGAGUAACUGCUUCAGCUCGAUUCUUUGUGAUCGUGACAUUACCGGGAUAAAACACAUGUACUUAGAUCAAUUACAAAUACUAGUUUGUUUAUGGUUUAAGGUAUUGUGUUAUUUUUUAACAAAAAGUAUUUAUAUUACUAGAAAAAACAAGAUCUGUCGUUGUGCCUUAAUGUUGUAAAUUAGUUUCAUGGUUGGUAAUCGUGGUUGUGACUGCAAUGGAUAAGCUUGUAUGUAACAUGAUCAGAUUGAGGUCAGGACCAAUAUUUUACUCCUUUAAAUCGCCUCUUAAGAGAAGCAGUGGCAUGAAGUUUAAUAUUAUUCCUCUCAACCAUUGAGCAUAACAUAUAAUUUGAUAAAAUAUGAAAAGAAUAUUAAGUUAAUGCCUUUCAGAUUGCUCACAUACCGAUGUAUUAGUAAAGUUGUUGAUAGAUUACUUAUAAAGUACAAAUAAUUCAAUUCAUUUAAGUCAAACAUUUUAAUAAUGCUUUUGAUUACAUUAUUCAUUUUAAAAUAUCUUUUCCGUGAAUAUUGUAUAAUAUACAUAUAGUAAUAGCGAUUAAAUUAGGAGAUUUGAUUUAAAAAUUGAGAAGAGAUUGAUAAGAUUGAUUAUGUACAACACGGAAUUAAAACUACUCUCACUAUCUUUGUUCAUUUGAAAUAUUUCUGAAGGGCUUUGUAAAUAAUAUAUAUUAUACUUCAAACGAUUGCCUUGAUUUUUUUAUUUAAAGUGACGGACGCUAAACGAAUAAUACGACGAAGUUUAAAGAUACAGAAAGAAACUUAUAGCUAAAUUCUUUAACAUUAAUGAAAAAUAAAUAAAUUCCGUUAUAUAUGAUUGUAUGCAUUUUUUUAAACUUUUUUUUCCAGUUUGUAUUUUAUUGAUUUCUGCCGCACAAAUAAUGUUUGUUAGAAUACUGAAGGAUAUCAUUUUGGUCAUAGUUGUUGAAAAUCUUUAAAAAAAAUAUCGCUUUAUUAUUUUACAUUCGAUGAGAGAAAAUGACACAAAUAUUAAAGUGGUCAUUAAAAGGUUUACAUUUUUGUGUGGACAAGUUUGUACAAGUAUGUGUUAUGUUAAUACAGAUUCCAACAUUGUAGUACUAACUUUAUGAAUAUCAACUUUACAGAAGGUGUUCCUGUCCGUAUUAGUUGUUUUAGAACAAAAAGCCUAACAUUUUUCUUAUGUACAAUUUCCACAGGUACAUUUGUUACUUUUAAAUAUGACACAUUGUUUCAUAUUUGUUAUCAUGUUAAUAAAAUGUUUAUGCAAUUA
Molecule: messenger RNA, 4309 nt
Organism: Ruditapes philippinarum (Manila clam)
Lineage: Eukaryota; Metazoa; Mollusca; Bivalvia; Venerida; Veneridae
Product: zwei Ig domain protein zig-8-like
Exons: 8
Coding region: 1135-2058 (307 amino acids)
Biological process (GO): synapse organization
Cellular component (GO): neuron projection membrane
Source: RefSeq, a predicted model, not a curated record